Messenger RNA from Solanum lycopersicum (tomato), 2547 nucleotides. RefSeq names its product probable serine/threonine-protein kinase PBL25. The record is from RefSeq and is a predicted model, not a curated record. Gene Ontology annotation, biological process: protein phosphorylation. NCBI's taxonomy places the organism in Eukaryota, Viridiplantae, Streptophyta, Magnoliopsida, Solanales, Solanaceae. Gene Ontology annotation, molecular function: ATP binding; protein kinase activity.
ACAAAAGAAAGGGGGAAAAACCAAAAAAAAAGGAGGUGGAAAGAAAACUUUGUCCUUGCAUCCUCUCCAAGUGAUAUUUUCUUUUCCUACAAUUUCUAACACCACCUCAACCUCUAGGGAAAGAGACCCUCCCCCUCUCCAUCUAAGUAGCCAUCUCAUCUAAAAAAAUUUGUCGUACGACUGGAGCUCAAUAUGAAAUUUUAUUUUUUUACAAGAUCCGUAUACGGAAAGAAAUACUAUAGAAAUUACAUCGAAAUAAUAUCUUUACGUUGACCCUUUCUUGAACAAAAACUGGGGGAGGAUGAAAGGAAAAGGCCAUUGCCAUCCCUUUUCCUCCUCCUAAUGUUUUUCUUUUUUCUUCCCAUUUUCUACCUAAAAUCAAAAGCUUUUAUGAACGUGAUGGUCAUGAAUUCAUGUACAACCAUGCAUUUGUAUUUUUAAGUUAAAAAAAAUUGGAAUCUUGAGAGGAACAACGUGAAGAAAUAAUUAAUUAAAAGAAUAAAAUAAAAUUCUUGUAGACCUUUUCUUUCAUUUGAGCUCCUUUGGUAAAUAGACACAAUUAUUCAUAUAUAUAUAUUUCUUUGAAAAGAUUUUAUUUAUUUUUUCUCUUUUCCUUGAGGGGAUUGUGGAUUUUUUUUCUUUUUUUGAUUUUUAUUUUUUGAUCUUUUGAGAGGAUCAAGAACAUGAGUUGCCUCCCCUGCUUCAAGAAAAAAACCGAAUCGUCGGAGGACGAUGUGCCGGUUGCUCAAUCUAAAGGAAUCUCAACCACGCCACCAAAUCCUGCUGAACCAUUUCACAAAGGCGACAAUGCUGGUGGAAACGUUAACAGUAAUGCUAAAACUUACACAUUCCGCGAGCUCGCGAGUGCAACAAAGAAUUUCAAGCAAGAAUGCCUGAUAGGUGAAGGUGGAUUUGGAAGAGUGUUCAAGGGAACAAUUCAAGGUGGAGAGAUUGUGGCAGUGAAGCAACUAGACAGAAGUGGAACACAAGGAAAUCAAGAGUUCAUUGUUGAGGUCUCAAAGUUGACUCUCCUUAAGCACCAAAAUCUGGUCAAUCUCCUUGGAUAUUGUGCUGAUGGUGAUCAGAGGAUUUUGGUCUACGAAUAUAUGCCAAUGGGUUGCCUAAACGAUCAUCUGCUUGAUCUCGAAGAGGAUAAAAAGCCACUAGGUUGGCUAUCAAGAAUGAAGAUAGCUUUAGGUGCUGCUAAUGGACUCGAGUAUCUACACGAAACGACCAAUCCACCGAUAAUUUAUCGCGAUUUGAAAGGCACAAACAUUCUAUUGGAUAAAGAUUUUAAUCCUAGACUUUCAGAUUAUGGUCUUUCUAAGCUUGCAGGUGGAGGGAGUAGGACAAAUAUGUCACCGAUGAUGAUGGGAACUGGUUAUUGUGCUCCGGAGUUUGAAAAAAAUGGUGAACACACUUUGAAGUCAGAUGUAUAUUGUUUUGGAAUUGUUUUGCUUGAACUUAUAACAGGACGUCGAGCAGUGGAUACUACAAGGCCAGCAGAUGAGCAAAACUUAGUUGCUUGGGCACAACCUUAUUUCAAGGAUCCAAAGAAGUUCCAUGAAUUGGCUGACCCGCGUCUUGGGAAGAGUUUUCCUGUCAAAGGUUUAAAUCAAGCAGUUGGGGUUACAGCAAUGUGUCUUCAAGACGAACCAAUGGUUCGUCCUUUGAUUGGUGAUGUUGUGGCUGCUCUUACUUUUCUUACAAUGCCCCAGCCAGAUGAUCCUAUUCCCAGUUCACCUCCAGCUCCAACCCCAACGUCAAAUAAUGAAGAUCAAGCGAGUUCCGAAAAUGAGGACCAAGAUUAUUCAGAUGAUGAGGAUCAGGGUUAUUCUGAUGAGGAGUAUGAAGAUAGUGAAAAUGACGAACAAAAUGAUGAAAAAGUCCAUGACAAACAACGCUCUCAAAAAGUUAGUGACAAACGAAAGUCUCAAAAAAAUCGUGACAGUCAAGAGGAUGAGAAAGCAAGUUCAGAAUAUGGAUAUGGAAGUGCAUCAGGAUCUUCGGAAUAUGAGGACAGUGGAGAUGGAGAAAAACCAAAAAUAACAGCAAAAUCUGCAAAAUACGCUUCGCAUUCAAGACAUAAAAGCAAGGUGAAAUCUCGCACUAAAAGUACCAACUCAGGUACAUCCAACAGAUAAUAACACAAGGAACCAUAAAAAGAAUGCAAUUGUUGAAUUUAAUGUUGCAACAAUGUCAAUGAUGCUUGCAAACAUGGAACCAAUUCAAGUUUAAGUCAUGUAGAGAAAUCAAUUGAGCAAAAAACAAAAAUCUAAUGGAGCAAGUCCUAGUACAAAUUACAGAAGUAAAAGCAACAUUGACACAAGUAAUGUAAUUAUUGAUUUUGUUAAGACAACAAGCAGCUUACAUUCUAAUUAUGAAAGUUUUGGCGCAUAUUCAGGUCAGAAUGCAACGAGGAAACAGAACGUUAAAGUAAUUCGUUCUACUCAUCCCAGAGUACAUAUUAGUAAAAUAUGUAACUGUACCUUGUAAUUAACUUUUUUUUUCUUCAUAUUUUUCAUUUUGACAAACUUAAUUUUUACA